This is a messenger RNA of Eubalaena glacialis (North Atlantic right whale), 3860 nucleotides long. RefSeq names its product leucyl-tRNA synthetase 1 (gene LARS1). Bases 142 to 3672 code for a protein of 1176 amino acids. Gene Ontology annotation, molecular function: ATP binding; leucine-tRNA ligase activity; aminoacyl-tRNA deacylase activity. The record is from RefSeq and is a predicted model, not a curated record. Gene Ontology annotation, biological process: leucyl-tRNA aminoacylation. NCBI's taxonomy places the organism in Eukaryota, Metazoa, Chordata, Mammalia, Artiodactyla, Balaenidae. The transcript has 32 exons.
CUCAUCAGGUGCGAAGUGUGUGCUUUAGUGUCGUGGUAGGCCUGCCUUCCCAGAGAGGGAGGGGAAAGGUUGUAACCACUCCUUUGAGGGGGAAUCACCGAAGUCACCGUCGUGGGUUUGCACAGUCGGACGGGCGGCGCCAUGGCGGAAAGAAAAAGAACAACCAAAGUGGACUUCUUGAAGAAGAUUGAGAAGGAAGUUCAACAAAAAUGGGAUGCCAAGAAAGUGUUUGAGGUCAAUGCAUCUAAUUUAGAGAAACAGACUAGCAAGGACAAGUACUUUGUAACCUUCCCAUAUCCAUAUAUGAAUGGGCGCCUUCACUUGGGACAUACAUUUUCUUUAUCCAAAUGUGAGUUUGCAGUAGGGUACCAGAGAUUGAAAGGAAAAACUUGUCUGUUUCCCUUUGGUUUACACUGUACUGGAAUGCCUGUUAAGGCAUGUGCUGAUAAAUUGAAAAGAGAAAUAGAGCUUUAUGGUUGCCCCCCUGAUUUUCCGGAUGAGGAAGAGGAAGAAGAAGAAAUCAGUAUUAAAACAGAAGAUAUAAUAAUUAAGGAUAAAGCUAAAGGAAAAAAGAGUAAAGCUGCUGCUAAAGCUGGAUCUUCUAAAUACCAGUGGGAGAUUAUGAAAUCCCUUGGUCUGUCUGAUGAAGAGAUAGUCAAAUUUUCUGAAGCAGAAUAUUGGCUUGACUAUUUCCCGCCACUGGCUGUUCAGGAUCUGAAGAGAAUGGGUUUGAAGGUAGACUGGCGCCGUUCCUUCAUCACCACUGAUGUUAAUCCUUACUAUGACUCGUUUGUCAGGUGGCAGUUUUUAACAUUAAGAGAAAGAAGCAAAAUUAAAUUUGGGAAGCGGUAUACCAUUUAUUCUCCAAAAGAUGGACAGCCUUGUAUGGAUCAUGACAGACAAACUGGAGAGGGUGUUGGACCUCAGGAAUAUAUUUUAAUCAAGUUGAAAGUGCUUGAGCCAUACCCAUCCAAAUUAAGUGGCUUGAAAGGGAAAAAUAUCUUCUUGGUAGCUGCUACUCUCAGACCUGAGACCAUGUUUGGACAGACAAACUGUUGGGUUUGCCCUCAUAUGAAGUACAUUGGAUUUGAGACAGUGAAUGGAGAUAUAUUCAUCUGCACCCAAAGAGCCGCAAGGAAUAUGUCAUACCAGGGCUUUACCAAGGACAACGGAGUGGUGCCUGUUGUUAAAGAGUUAAUGGGAGAGGAUAUUCUUGGUGCAUCACUUUCUGCGCCUUUAACAUCUUAUAAGGUGAUCUAUGUUCUCCCAAUGCUCACCAUCAAGGAGGAUAAAGGUACUGGUGUGGUCACAAGUGUUCCUUCUGACUCCCCCGAUGAUUUUGCUGCCUUCAGAGACUUGAAGAAAAAGCAAGCUUUACGAGCAAAAUAUGGAAUUAGAGAUGACAUGGUCUUGCCAUUUGAGCCUGUGCCAGUCAUUGAAAUUCCAGGCUUUGGACAGCUUUCUGCUGUAACCAUGUGUGAUGAGUUGAAAGUUCAGAGCCAGAAUGACCGAGAAAAACUUGCAGAAGCAAAGGAGAAAUUAUACCUAAGAGGCUUUUAUGAUGGUGUAAUGUUGGUGGAUGGAUUUAAGGGACAGAAGGUCCAAGACGUAAAGAAGACUAUUAAAAACAAGAUGAUUGACACUGGAGAUGCAUAUAUUUACAUGGAACCAGAGAAACAAGUUAUGUCCAGGUCUUCAGAUGAAUGCGUCGUGGCCCUGUGUGACCAGUGGUACUUGGAUUAUGGAGAAGAGAACUGGAAAAAACAGACAUCCCAGUGCUUGAAGAACCUGGAAACGUUCUGUGAGGAGACCAGGAGGAAUUUUGAAGCUACCUUAGAUUGGCUGCAAGAGCAUGCUUGCUCAAGAACUUACGGCUUAGGUACUCGUCUGCCGUGGGAUGAGCAGUGGCUGAUUGAAUCACUCUCUGACUCCACUAUUUACAUGGCAUUUUACACAGUUGCACAUCUGUUGCAGGGAGGUAACUUGCGUGGACAGGCAGAGUCUCCACUGGGCAUCAGACCACAGCAGAUGACCAAGGAAGUUUGGGAUUAUGUUUUCUUCAAGGAGGCUCCAUUUCCUAAGACUCAGAUCCUAAAGGAAAAAUUAGAUCAGUUAAAGCAGGAAUUUGAGUUCUGGUAUCCUGUGGAUCUUCGAGCCUCUGGCAAGGAUCUUAUUCCAAAUCAUCUUUCAUAUUUCCUUUAUAAUCAUGUGGCUAUGUGGCCAGAAGAAAGUGAUAAGUGGCCUGUAGCUGUGAGAGCAAAUGGACAUCUCCUCCUCAACUCUGAGAAGAUGUCAAAAUCCACAGGCAACUUCCUCACUUUGACCCAAGCUCUUGACAAAUACUCAGCCGAUGGAAUGCGCUUGGCUCUUGCUGAUGCUGGUGACACUGUUGAAGAUGCUAACUUUGUGGAAACCAUGGCAGAUGCAGGUAUUCUCCGUCUGUACACUUGGGUGGAAUGGGUGAAAGAAAUGGUUGCCAACUGGGAUAGCCUAAGAAGUGGUCCUGCCAGCACCUUCAAUGAUAGAGUUUUCGCCAGUGAAAUGAAUGCAGGCAUUAUAAAAACAGAUCAAAACUAUGAAAAGAUGAUGUUUAAAGAAGCUUUGAAAACAGGGUUUUUUGAGUUUCAGGCUGCGAAAGAUAAGUACCGUGAAUUGGCCAUAGAAGGGAUGCACCGAGACCUCGUCUUCCGGUUUAUUGAAGUUCAGACACUUCUCUUGGCUCCAUUCUGUCCUCAUUUGUGUGAGCACAUCUGGACACUCCUGGGAAAGCCCGACUCAGUUAUGAAUGCUUCAUGGCCUCUGGCAGGUCCUGUGGAUGAAAGCUUGAUACGCUCCUCACAAUAUCUCAUGGAAGUAGCACAUGACCUUAGACUGCGACUCAAGAACUAUAUGAUACCUGCUAAAGGGAAGAAGACUGACAAGCAGCACCCUCAGAAGCCUUCACAUUGCACCAUCUAUGUGGCAAAGAACUAUCCGUCUUGGCAACACAUCACCUUGUCAGUUUUGCGUCAUCACUUUGAGACCAACAGUGGAAAAUUGCCUGAUAACAAAGUCAUUGCUAGUGAACUAGUCAAUUUGCCAGAAUUGAAGAAAUACAUGAAGAAAGUGAUGCCAUUUGUUGCCAUGAUUAAGGAAAAUCUGGAGAAGAUGGGACCUCGUGUUCUGGAUUUGCAAUUAGAAUUUGACGAACAGGCAGUGCUCAUGGAGAAUAUAGUCUAUCUGACCAAUUCCCUUGAGCUAGAACACAUAGAAGUCAAGUUUGCCUCUGAAGCAGAAGAUAAAGUCAGGGAAGACUGCUGUCCUGGGAAACCACUUAAUGUUUUUAGAACAGAACCUGGUGUAUCAGUUUCCCUAGUGAAUUCUCAGCCAUUCAAUGGCCACUUCUCAACCAAAAUUGAAAUCAGGCAAGGAGAUAACCGUGAUUCUAUAAUCCGGCGUUUAAUGAAGGCGGACCGAGGAAUCAAAGACCUUUCCAAAGUGAAACUGAUGAGAUUUGAUGAUCCACUGUUGGGGCCUCGGCGAGUUCCUGUCCUGGGAAAAGAGCACGCUGAGAAGACCCCCAUUUCUGAGCAUGCUGUUUUCCACGUGGACCUCACGAGCAAGAAAAUUCAUCUUACUGAAAAUGGGCUACGGGCGGAUAUUGGUGAUACAAUGAUCUAUCUGGUUCAUUAAAUUCAGGCACACUGGAGAUUUAUCCUGGUUUCUGGGGAUAUUACUACCAUGAUUGUGCCUAUAGAUGGGCUAUGAGAAUCUUAGGCUGGACCUAAAUAGAUUUCGUUUCUAACCAUCAAAUUCUGCAUGUACUUGUAAAUACACCAAGUUUUCUUGGAUUCCUGGACCUAAUAAAUUUUUUUUCCUUA